AUGCGACCGUCGUGCUCACAAGACCCAACAGAAGACGAAUACGAUAUGGUUACCGACAUUACUAUGCAACCGAAUGCGAGUUGUCUACCUAAUAGGACGUCACAAAAAUCAUUCCCUUCUUUGAGUCCUCCUAAGUGGACUCUUCUACUAACUAUUAUGUGCAGCCUAGCCCAACUAUCAGAAAGCCGACAUGUAGAAGGAGCCAAACUAAAAGACGAAUGUUUUCAUCGCUACCAAAACACGGAUCACCACACAAGCCUGGCAGAGUGGAUUCACCGCAAAAAUCAAUCGCACUACUCGCCAAUCAUCCCUAGCUACAGUCAAGCGCUGAUCAAAAUUGAGGUACGAUAUACAGAAAGAAAAGACAUGUAAUACGCCCUAAAGGAGACUAAAAUAACUAACUUAUGAUACCUAAUACUUUUAAGAUACUUAAACAAAUAAUAUUGAAACUAUUUUAGCUGGAAAACAUGAAAGAUGGUGAACAAGUGACAGCCGGCUCUUCAAGCUGCAACUCAAGGCGCCAAACUACCGUAACCGCUGAGACGCCACUAAGGGAGCGUGCGCUGUGCAAAUUUGAAUACAUCUUAAAUUACAACCCUAAGGUAGGUUUGACGUCAACAUUACUUUUAAACGUUCCUUUUAAUAUAGUUAAUAUCAUCUUUAACAAUCCGUUGGCUUAAAUUAACAUUGUAACGAUUUUCAGCGAAUCCCAGCAGCAUUGACUGAAGUAAAAUGUUCAUGCCCUCGACCAUCAACUAGACUUGUUGGUCGACGGAUAUUCGAAUGUGAGCCGCUCAAAUACCAAGUUCGUGUUCUCAUGUUCGAUGAAGAAUGUCAAAGCUAUGUGGAGCAAACUGAAGAAGUUGCACUUGGUUGCAUACCUGUCGUGCAGGUAAGAUUUUUAAAACUACGUUCGCUUUUAGCUCAAAAAUACAAAGAAAAAUUUUUAAAUGUAAACAACUACAAUGGGGAACCCUACUCAGUAGAGCUUCUAGAUAACCGUAGCCAAAUUUUCAAGAAUCCCUCAUUUAUUUACGUAACUGCAAUUUAAACAGAAAUCCACCGUAACCGUCAGUAACAUAUAGUCUUCUCCAUUACUCACAGUCAUUGUUUAUCCAUCUAUUUUUAAAUUAUGUAUCGACGUUGAAGGCGAAACCCUUGAACAGCUACGCAAACCGAUUAACUUUUAUUAUUGUGAAGCCUAAAAUUUUGAAAUCUCAAUCUUCGACCGCCGGAAAUUAGGUACUUGAUCUCUAUUACUAUUAUUCAAAGUGGCAUACUUUUGAGAAAAAUAAGAAAAUUUUUUAAAAUUUCACUUUAAGUUAGCGAGUUCAAAACUAAUCCAGUUUAUACAGUUUUAAUAAAGAUCACAUUCUUCCAGUUAGUAAACCCACAUUUCUUAGUGUCUUAUUAGCCUAUUAAGGGGACCAUAUUAACCGUUUAAGAAGCUUAAAUUUAGUAAAAACCCACCAUCGUGCAGCUUAACAAGAGAUCAAAGAAGAUUUGCAACAGUUUCCUGAAAAAAUAUCUUUCGAUCUUGUUUUUGAGAACAUUAUUUUUAUGUUUACUGAAACAGCCUGAGACAACUUUACUAUUUUUAAGUUAAUUAAAAGUCCGAAUAUCCGGAACAAUCUUAAAAACAAAUUUAUCGCCGCAUACAACCCAAAAAAGAUUACUAAAAAUACCAAAAACAUUUUGUGACUAACUGCUUACUCGAACAAAAAUAUGAUUUAAGUUUCAGGCGAAUGUGAAUAACGAUGGAGACACUGAAGCGGACUUCAUGAUCCCCAUCAAGGCUGAAGUUCCUACAAAAUAA
Molecule: messenger RNA, 1816 nt
Organism: Bursaphelenchus okinawaensis
Lineage: Eukaryota; Metazoa; Nematoda; Chromadorea; Rhabditida; Aphelenchoididae
Source: the annotation of a GenBank genome assembly